AGGCCGCGGGAGGGGGCGCCAGGAGCUCAGGCUCCGCCCCCGCCGGAAGGGAAGGGGAGGCGGUGGCCAGCUCGCAGCGAGCCAGACGCAACGGUGAGAGCGGCGGGGGCGGCCAGGCUGCGGGACCGGGCGGCUACCGGGUGCACCGAGCCAGGGGCCGGAGCGGGCGCACCGCCAACGCAGUCACGUGCGCGGCCCCUCCUCUCUCGCACACCUCCGCGCGCCUCGCUUUCCAUUCAUAAAUUCUCCGGCUCCGCGGCCACCGAGCUUCAGAGCCAACCGGGAGUGCCGUGCAUCUGCCGCCCGCCCUCCCGCCGCCCAUGGGCCGCACGCCCCGGCGCUGAGCCUCAAAAUGCAGCCCACGGCCACCAUGGCCACAGAGGCCACCACCGCCGCCACUGUUGCCCUGACGACUUCGUGGGACAAUACCACUAUCCGCCCCACGGCGGAGCCCGACCCCAUCUUGGACAACUAUGUGCUGCUGGUGGUGGUGAUGUCACUGUUCAUCGGGGGCACACUGGUGGUUCUGUCUGGUGUUCUUCUGCUCUGCAAACGCUGCUGGGAGGUGCACCAGCGCUUCAACAGGGCCAUGGAUGAAGCAGAGAAGACCACCACCACCUACCUGGACAAUGGCACCCACCCUAUACAAGACCCCGACUGCAGGGGGGAAGACCCCGAGAGCCAGGACACGGAGACAGAGCGCUUCCUAGCCACCAGCUCCACCGGCCGCCGCGUGUCCUUCAAUGAGGCUGCCCUGUUUGAACAGAGCCGCAAGGCUCAGGACAAGGGCCGCCGGUACACCCUGACGGAGGGGGACUUCCAUCACCUGAAGAAUGCCCGCCUCACCCACCUCCACCUACCGCCCCUCAAGAUUGCUACUAUCCAUGAGUGUGAUCCAGGUGAGGCCAGCUCAGUGGCCACACCCCACCCAGCUACCACCCCCAAAGACAGCUUGGCUAUUUUCCAGCCCCCUGGGAAGGCCCUCACUGGCCAAUCAGUGGGUCCCAGCUCUGCCCUGCCAGGCGACCCCUACAACUCUGUGGACUUCUCGGAGAUCCGCCCCUCCUCCUCCACCGACUCUGGGGAGGGCACCUCGUUAGAUGCAGGUGUCCGGGGGGCCAAGGCUGCUGGGCCUGGGCCUGAGACAGCACCUGGGGAGAUGGGCACAGGCUCUUCAGGGCCAGGCACUGUGCUGCAAUUCUUCACACGGCUACGCCGCCAUGCCAGCCUGGAUGGGGCCAGUCCCUACUUCAAGGUCAAGAAAUGGAAACUGGAACCCAGUCAGAGAGCAUCCAGUCUGGAUACAAGAGGUUCCCCUAAGCGGCACCACUUUCAGCGGCAGCGUGCAGCCAGUGAGAGCAUGGAGCAAGAGGGGGACACCCCCCAUGCCGACUUCAUUCAGUACAUUGCCAGCGCAGGCGAUUCGGUGGCCAUCCCACCCCCCCGCCCCUUUCUGGCCAGCCCCACCAGCCCGCCCCCCACUCUCGGCAGGCUAGAGGCAGCCGAGGACGCGGGAGGAGCAAGCCCCGAGACUCCUCCGGAGCACAGCAUCAGUUUGGGGCCAGAGCAUGCGCAGCAACAGGACCCGCGGCAAGAGCAGGACGUCGAGCAUGCACAGUGCAGCUACCGUGACCUGUGGAGCCUUCGUGCUUCGCUCGAGCUCCAUGCGGCUACUGCAUCGGACCACAGCAGCAGCGGUAAUGACCGCGACUCUGUGCGCAGCGGUGACAGCUCAGGCUCAGGCUCCGGAGGUGGAGGCGUAGCACCCGCCUUCCCUCCCCCACCCGAGUCUCCUCCUGCUCUGCGGCCUAAGGACGGCGAGGCCCGCCGCCUGCUGCAGAUGGACAGUGGGUAUGCGAGCAUCGAGGGCCGCGGUGCAGGUGACGAAGCCUCCGAACUUCCCGCUCCAGCCCGCAGCCCUCCCCGCAGCCCACGAGCCUGGCCACGUAGGCCACGCCGCGACUACAGCAUAGAUGAGAAGACGGACGCGCUUUUCCACGAGUUUCUGCGCCACGACCCGCAUUUCGAUGACGCACCACGCCAUCGUGCACGUGCGCACCCUCACGCCCAUGCGCGUAAACAGUGGCAACAGAGAGGCCGGCAGCACAGCGAUCCAGGCGGCGCACGCGCGGCCACACCCCCCGGGGCGGUCCGUCCAGCUCGUGCGCCUUUGCGACGGGGUGACAGUGUCGAUUGUCCUCCAGAAGGCCGUGCACUGCCAACCACGGGUGAUGACCCAUCUAUUCCCGUCAUCGAGGAGGAGCCUGGAAGCGGAAGCGGUAGUUGCCCAGGCUCCGGGCUGUGUGUCGAGCCCGCCGGGGCACUGCUGGACAAGCUGGCAGCUAGCCUCGAUGAGAGACUCUUCUCGCACCGUCUUGCUGAGCCUGUUGCCUCAUCCCCGGUGCUGAUUGUCGCUGCUGCCCCCACGUCUCCCGACCACAGCCCAGCCUAAGCUCUGAAGUCCACC
This is a messenger RNA of Phodopus roborovskii (desert hamster), 2467 nucleotides long. It is a transcript of the gene Cbarp, whose product is annotated as CACN subunit beta associated regulatory protein. Lineage: Eukaryota; Metazoa; Chordata; Mammalia; Rodentia; Cricetidae. Gene Ontology annotation, molecular function: transmembrane transporter binding. Bases 353 to 2452 code for a protein of 699 amino acids. Gene Ontology annotation, cellular component: secretory granule; plasma membrane. Gene Ontology annotation, biological process: negative regulation of calcium ion-dependent exocytosis; negative regulation of voltage-gated calcium channel activity. The record is from RefSeq and is a predicted model, not a curated record. The transcript has 10 exons.